AUUGAAACAUAACCAAAAACUAAACACAAUGUCUACUCCAAUAACAUUUACAACCCUAACUCUCGUGACCCUCUCGGUGUUACUACUUUCCUCCUCUCUCGGCGGCGUCACGGCGAAGGCGGAUCAUCGCAACCGGGAGGAAGUGAAGAUGUUCGAGCGGUGGCUCGUGGAGAAUCACAAGAACUACAAUGGUCUAGGAGAGAAGGAUAAAAGGUUCGAGAUCUUCAUGGACAACUUGAGGUUCGUGCAAGAGCACAACUCUGUCCCGAACCAGAGUUACGAACUCGGGUUGACCCGGUUCGCCGAUCUGACCAACGAAGAGUUUCGAGCCAUUUACUUGAGGAAGAAGAUGGAGAGGACUAGAGAUUCGGUGAAGACGGAGAGGUAUCUCCAUAACGUUGGAGAUAAGUUGCCUGAUGAAGUUGACUGGAGAGCCAAAGGCGCCGUUGUUCCGGUCAAAGAUCAAGGAAACUGUGGAAGUUGUUGGGCGUUUUCGGCGAUCGGAGCGGUUGAAGGAUUAAACCAGAUCAAGACAGGGGAGUUAGUGUCUCUGUCGGAACAAGAACUUGUUGAUUGUGACACAAGUUACAAUGGUGGAUGUGGUGGUGGUCUCAUGGACUAUGCAUUUCAGUUCAUUAUUGACAACGGUGGUAUUGAUACUGAGGAAGAUUAUCCUUAUACCGCCACUGAUGAUAACAUAUGCAAUGCCGAUAAGAAGAACACUCGUGUUGUUACCAUCGAUGGUUAUGAGGAUGUUCCUGAAAGCGAUGAGAAGUCUUUGAAGAAAGCUCUUGCUCAUCAACCAAUUAGUGUUGCCAUUGAAGCUGGUGGCCGAGCCUUCCAACUUUACAAAUCUGGUGUGUUUACAGGAACAUGUGGAACAGCUUUGGACCAUGGUGUAGUAGCCGUGGGAUACGGAACCUCGGAAGGUAAAGACUAUUGGAUUAUUCGAAACUCAUGGGGAUCAAACUGGGGAGAAAGCGGAUACGUUAAGCUCGAACGUAACAUCAAAGCUUCCUCCGGAAAAUGUGGUGUGGCAAUGAUGGCUUCUUACCCUACCAAAUCAUCAAGCUCUAACCCACCAAAACCACCACCAGCUGCACCAGUUGUUUGUGACAAGUCUUACACUUGUCCAGCAAAGUCUACUUGCUGUUGUCUCUACGAGUACAAAGGCAAAUGCUAUAGCUGGGGAUGUUGUCCACUAGAGUCAGCCACUUGCUGCGAAGAUGGAUCUAGCUGCUGCCCUCAGUCAUACCCUGUUUGUGAUUUGAAGGCUGGUACUUGUAGAAUGAAGGCAAACAGUCCGUUAAGCGUAAAAGCUUUGACCAGAGGCCCAGCGACUGCAACCACGAAGGCUACUAACGUGCUUGUGAGCAGCGCUUGAGGAGAGACUAAACCAAUAAAGGAACCGUAUUGCUUUCAGCUUUUCAUCCAAAGUGUUCAAGAUUCAAGUCUUUUGUUUUUAGACAAUUCAAGAUUGGAUCAUGCUCGUUAGCUUUUAGUAACUUUAUCUUGCGUUUGAUUUGAAUUUUAUGUAAAUAUUCAAUAAGUAAGCUGAUAUUUGCUCCACAGCAUUAUUCUCGUAUCUUUUAAUAAAAAUUUGACCCAGAAAAGUUAAUCUGAUUUAUAAUCAAAUAUUAUUUAACCACUUUCUUCCACAUUUUGAUUCAGUUUCGUCACCUGACACGUUCUUGGUGUAAUGAAUACAAAGACGGAUAUAAAUUGUAGUGUACACAAUCGAAUCGUCGGAUGUAAUUAGCUCUGACAGGUCACCCGCCAAUCCCCAAGACACGACUGGUUAAACAGUCUACCUCUCUUCUUGUCUCAAACGUCAACUCUUGCAUAACUCUACUGAAACAACCAAUGGGCAUAGCUCCAUUAAGAUUAAAAACCAUAGCUCUCAUAAGAUUAAUAUGGAUCAUCAAGUGGUGAAGACAAGCCCGGCUCAAACUUUCUGUAGGCCCUAUGCCUCGCAUUACUAUGGAUUUGUAAAAUAAUUGUUUAUAGUAAUGAACAAAUGAAAAAAAUCUUUGUAGUCUAAUUUGUGGGGUAAUCGAUGAUUUCAUACUUGUUUAAAAUAAUUUUCUAUUUACCAAAUUCAUUUAGACACGUGUUUAUGUUUCUCCUUCC
Molecule: messenger RNA, 2130 nt
Organism: Eruca vesicaria subsp. sativa (arugula)
Lineage: Eukaryota; Viridiplantae; Streptophyta; Magnoliopsida; Brassicales; Brassicaceae
Source: the annotation of a GenBank genome assembly